This is a messenger RNA of Cucumis melo (muskmelon), 948 nucleotides long. RefSeq names its product peroxiredoxin Q, chloroplastic-like. Lineage: Eukaryota; Viridiplantae; Streptophyta; Magnoliopsida; Cucurbitales; Cucurbitaceae. Bases 102 to 578 code for a protein of 158 amino acids. Gene Ontology annotation, molecular function: thioredoxin peroxidase activity. The record is from RefSeq and is a predicted model, not a curated record. Gene Ontology annotation, biological process: cell redox homeostasis; cellular response to oxidative stress. The transcript is spliced from 3 exons. Gene Ontology annotation, cellular component: chloroplast thylakoid membrane; cytoplasm.
AAAUUUUAUUUCUUUACGCGUGUUUUGCCUCCCUACACAUCGCACCCUGCAAACCCUUGUUUCCGCGGUCUCCGUCGAUUUCGCCGUGUUGUGUUUCUGCCAUGUUUCCAUCGAACAUUGCUUAUGUGGUAUGGUUGUGUCAUGUUUCCGCCGAACUUCAUCUUCGUCGAAAAACGGUCUCUCUCACUUCUCUUCUCCCAUCUCUGACUCCUAAAACCUCAUUUUCUAACAAACUUCCUUUUCUUUUCGGAUCCUCUACUUCCCAAUUGCAUGGAGCUCAAAUUUCUCAUCACAUUCUCCCUUCAUCUCUUCCUUCGUCUUCUUCUUCCUUCAAAUUUACCACCACCUCUAAGGUGAAUAAGGGCCAAACCCGUUCUCCUUUCACUUUGAAAGAUCAAGAUGGAAGGAAUGUGAGUCUUUAUAAAUUUAAAGGGAGGCCUGUGGUUGUCUAUUUCUAUCCUGUCGAUGAAAUUCCUGGUUGCACCAAACAGUACCAAAAAAGGAAGGGACCUUCAUCAUCUGGAGUUGCUAACAGUACUGGAACAGGGAAUAUCAUUGGACCUGACUUCCAACCAUGAACUCCAUCAACUCACACCCUUAGUGAUGAAGCUAUUAUUGCCCCAAUAUGAAGAAUGUUAAUAGCAUGCCAAAGAAUAUGUUCUUGUAUGUUGUUGUAUAAGAAUGAUGGAACAGGGGGUCUUGCAUUGUCCGCAAACCAGCUAGUAAAGGAACUUAUUACCUCAACAACAUAUAAUGUGUGUCAACAAAGAGACAAAAAUUCUAACCAGUCCUAUUACAUGAACAUUUGCUUGUAUCACAACCCAUGCAUCGGUCUAGUAUAGAAUAAUUCUGGCGAUCUUUGGUUAAAAUUCCUAAUGGCUAGUGAAGUAUACAUGUGUUAUCAGUUUGAUACUUAGAAUAAUAUCUUUUAGCUUUCUUUCUUUUCAA